CUGUAAGCAAUAAACUGGUCUUGUCUAUUUUGCAUUGAAGUAGAUUACCAUCGCGCGUCCUUUGCAGCCAUAGUGACAGCUCCACCUUUGCGUGAAACGUCAUGCGUCCAACGUUCACGUGAGAAGGGGUUGCCUUUUGUGUUGCUAAGCAACCACGUCCUUCUAGGUGCCAAACAAGUAGUGGCGCAAGAGAUCUUUCAUUAUUGUUUUUCAAACAGAUUAAAGAAAAUAUUUUUCGCCGGUUCUUUAUUUAAGGCUCCUUAUAAGGAUGUCACGGGCUGAAUCUAAGUCCCGGGCAGAGAAGGGGCGUGUCAACUCUGGCCACGCACCCCAUCCUCCUCCUUCCCAGAGUCCAGACGUGGUUGAAAUUGUCCCAGGCUGCCUCACAGAAUCCAGCUGGGUCUCAAUGCUAGAGCAGGAAGAAGGAGAGGAGGUAGUAUCGGAGAUCCUGGAUGAAUUAAUGAGCCUUGUCAUGCAGAAGUGUUACUUGGUCUACCUUCAGAAACAGCUGGUGCCAUUCACUGUGUUCUGGGCCCGAGAUUCUCUAGUGCAGGUUCUGGAGUGGCAGUUCCUGGUCCAGGAUGAGGGGGAGGGACCAGACAAUGCCCUUUCCUGGACAGAAGAUUCAGAGCCCCUGCCGUCAGUUAUAGACUCCUGGGCGCCAGGCUGUGUGUUGGUUAUGAAUGCUGAGCCAACACAAUACAUUUCUCCUCUACAGAGGUCCACUCCAGCAGUUGAAGCGGGCAGACGGACAGGCCACAGAGCCAAUCAAGGAACUCCCAAAGCGAGCCUGGGUACUUCCUCACCCAAACAUUCCAGGGAGGACAGAAAACCUGGAGAGCCUCCAGGUCACAGGGGUUUCAAACUAUCCUGCGUCCCCCCGCCCGUACCUAAGGGAAGGCCGAGCAGGCAGCGACACUUACCUCCCACCGCUGCUACAGAGGACAAUCUGCUGUCCCCAAACCAUUCUCUGACCCGCUCGGUGAAUAAAAAAGAUGUGGAGGGAGAGGAGGGAGGCCGUGCAGAGCCACGCGCCACUACCCGUAAUGUUAAGCUCAUGCCUGAAGGCCUCCUGGCCACACGGAGGCUGGAUCUGACCCGUCUCCCACGCCACCGUGUCUUGCCACAAUAUGAGGUGGUGGAUUUCAGUCCCUCAAAGAGUAAUCCGCAGAAAACCGCCGGUUCGAUGGGACAGCACAGCAAGAACCAACUGACCUCACAGACAAAGGCCCUGAAACCUUUGACCCACUGUGAAGGGCGGCCCGGGGCUCAGAGGACUGGAGCCCUGACUGGGGAGGUCAAUCUUUCCAUUAGAAGGAGUGUUCCGAAAGUAGGUGACAGUGAGGCAGUUGUACCCUCCUGUGGCAGCCUGCUGCUGGACAGCAUGGAGCUGGCCCCUGGGGUCACUCUUACGGGUCCCCAGGGGACCCGCUUCAGCCCCCUUGAAGGAUGCCCAGCUCGGCCAACACACAGCGCAAAGCUGAAGCCCAUACAGAGUAAUCCACCUGGGCCAAGGUUUCCCUUGCUCAGAACAGCCUCUUCCUUUAGUUCACUCCACUGCACUGAACCGAAUGGGGCAUAGCUCAGGAGCUUUGUGAAAGACAAUUACUGAAAGGAAAAUUUCAUCCAUUUCAUUAACAAUUAUUGAAGAGUGAAGGAUCUAUGCAAGAUUUGUAAAUUAUUAUUAAAUUAUUAGUUUUUUUUUUUAUUGAAAAAGAAAAUUGGCACAUUUCUUGGUGAUCUCUGCAUACAGUGAAAAAAGACGUUACACUGUUUUAGGAAUGUUUGCUAACUGCAUGUAUUACAACACUUUUUGAGCUAAAUCCUAUUUGCCAACAUAUCCAAAUGUGUAUCUUACUUGAUAAGAGCAUGGCGCUUGCAAUACCAGGGUUGUGUGGGGUUAAAAAUACAUUUUUUAUGGCAAUAUUCUAUUUUCGUUGUACUCAGCUAAUUAGCACCAUCUGCUGCUAGACACUAGUAAUGACGACACGUGACUUAAGCGGAACAAUAACAUAGGAUUUGAAAAACGCUUGUGGAGUCAAGAAGCCAUGGAUUAAAUUACAGAUCCGUAUAAAAGUCUAGUGAUUGGAUAGUCUAGUGAUUUGUAUGAAAGUCUAGUGAUUUGUUAAUAUGUAUACGUGGUUAGUUCUACUAACGCUUUCGCUAACUCAUGGAUAUGGUAUGUGUGAAAAUCGUACAAAAAACUUAAGAAACAACAUUGUGAUGGUGAUGUCCGAUGCAUUUGACGGACGGUUAACCUUUGAACCUGGUAGUAAGGUGGUACAAUUACCAUACAUCAACUACAUCCGGCAGCUCGGCACUGUCUUUCUCAAUGCCUACACCAAUUCUCCCAUCUGCUGCCCCUCGAGAGCAGCUAUGUGGAGUGGUCGUUAUGUCCAUUUAACCGAAUCGUGGAAUAAUUACAAGUGCCUGGAUCAAAAUGCCACGACAUGGAUGGACCUGCUCCAAAAGAAUGGCUAUCACACCCGAAGUUUCGGGAAGCUGGACUACACGUCAGGAAGUCACUCUGUCAGCAAUCGCGUGGAGGCAUGGACGAGAGAUGUGCCUUUCCUUCUGCGGCAGGAGGGCCGUCCCGUGACAGACUUGGUUGGGGAUGAGUCAGCGAUGAGAGUCAUGACCAAGGACUGGAACACCACAGACACGGCUACCCAGUGGAUCCACCGCAUGGCUGCCUCUCUCUCAGAGCCUUUCGCCUUGUAUCUGGGCCUGAACCUACCUCACCCCUAUGUCACAGACUCUUUGGGGCCCAAUGCUGGGGGGUCCACAUUCCGCACCUCCCCUUACUGGCUCAAAAAGGUGAUGCCCGAGCUAAUCUCAAUUCCAAAAUGGCUGCCAUUUUCCAACAUGCACCCCGUGGACUACUACUCCACCUUCACUAAGAACUGCAGUGGGAAUUUCACAGAGGAGGAAGUGAGAAAGAUCAGGACUUUCUACUACGCCAUGUGUGCGGAAACGGACGCCAUGUUGGGCCAGGUGAUCUCAGCUCUGCGGGACACAGGCCUGCUGAACAGCACCAUGCUGCUCUUUACGUCUGACCACGGCGACCUGGCAAUGGAGCACCGACAGUUCUACAAGAUGUCCAUGUUUGAGGGCAGUUCCCAUGUCCCCCUGCUGGUCAUGGGGCCGGGGGUGAGGUCGGGCCUGCAGCUGAGUCGGCCUGUGUCCUCGGUGGACGUCUAUCCCACCGUGCUGGAGACGGCUGGAAUAGCAGUGCCGGGUGGACUCAGCGGCCAUUCUCUUCUGCCUCUGCUGUCCCGGUCGGCUGCCCGGCCUGGCUGGUCCCAUCCAGGCUGGGCGAUGAGUGAAUACCACGGCUGCAACGCCAACGCAUCCAUCUACAUGUUGAGGGAAGGCCGCUGGAAGUACAUCACUUAUGCAGAUGGUCUGAGUGUCCCCCCACAGCUGUUUGACCUGAAGACUGACAAAGAUGAGCUUCACAAUGUGGCAUCCAAAUUCCCAUAUGUGUGUCGUCACCUGGACAAGGUCCUGCGCACUGCGGUAGACUAUCCUAAAGUCUCUCAGGCAGUCCAACUCUACAAUAAACAGGAAUUUGCUGCGUGGCGCAAAAGUCUGGGUGGCAAUUAUACCCAAGUUAUUGCAAGCUUGAGAUGGCAUAUAGACUGGCAAGAAGAUGUGGAGAACAAUGAGAGAGCCAUCGACAAUUGGCUUAGGAAUUCUGGGUUCUCAUCUGAUAAACUCCAACUAUCUACACUUUAACUUGCCUGCUGAGACUUAAAGCAGGGCAUUAUUAAGUGAUACACCACCUAGAGGGUCUGCCCCUGUCACUUGCUGUUUGUUAAAUACAGGAAUGCCUAAAAUGUUUUGGUACUCACUUGUGAUUGGUUGAGCAGUUGGGCAGGCCUUAUUUUUGGUUAAGAUAUUAUAAAUACACUGAACAAAAUUAUAAACACAGCACUUCUUUUUGCCCCCAUUUAUUAUGAGCUGAACUCAAAGAUCU
This is a messenger RNA of Esox lucius (northern pike), 3979 nucleotides long. RefSeq names its product arylsulfatase family, member K (gene arsk). Lineage: Eukaryota; Metazoa; Chordata; Actinopteri; Esociformes; Esocidae. The record is from RefSeq and is a predicted model, not a curated record. The transcript has 11 exons. The coding region runs from base 2131 to 3738 and encodes 535 amino acids.